AUGGACAAACUACAGACUUUCGUGAUCGAACCACUCCAACCCGUCCUCAAACCCAUCAGCAAUGCCUUGCCGGCCCCAGUUCACGAUGCGAUCAUCUCGCUCAUCGGCGGCCCCUGCCAUAGCGCUCUUCUCCUCGAUCUAGACGUCAACAAAGAUCCCAGAUGCACAUCGCUCGCCAUCUCUAAGGCUCUCGGCCUCGCCAUCGUCGGCGCCAGCGCAAUCGUAAAAGUGCCCCAGAUCCUCAAACUCGUCAACUCGCGCUCCUCGGCCGGUGUAUCCUUCAUGUCCUACGCCAUGGAAACGGCCAGUUUAUUGAUAACGCUCUCGUACAAUGUUCGCCAACAAUUUCCCUUUAGCACUUAUGGGGAGAGUGCUUUGAUUGCUGUGCAGGAUGUUGUUAUUGGUGUUCUUGUGUUGUCGUUUGCUGGGAAACCUGCUGGUGCUGCUGCGUUUGUUGCUGCGGUUGCGGUUAGUAUUUAUGCGCUUUUGUUUGACGCGAGUCUUGUUGAUGCGCAUACGCUUUCUCUUUUGCAAGCUGGUGCGGGUGUUUUGGGGGUUACAAGCAAACUUCCUCAGAUCUUUGCUAUUUACAAGGAGGGUAGCACUGGCCAGCUCAGUGCAUUUGCGGUCUUCAACUACCUCCUGGGUACUCUAUCUCGCAUCUUCACUACCCUUCAGGAGGUUGACGACAACCUCAUCCUGUACAGCAUCGUGGCUGCUUUCGUCCUCAACGCCGUCCUUGCGCUCCAGAUGGUAUAUUACUGGAACAGCCCGGCGAAGAAGACGGCCGUUCCAGCAAAGGAGAACAAAAAGGCCAUUGCAAAUUCUCCGGCGGCUGGUCAAGCCUCUGGUGUUUCGCCCAAACCGGCAGGAAAGACUCCUACCACUCGCCGCCGAGGUUGACGAAUUUUCGUCUCACGUUGUUUCUAGCUCAUAAUGUGACGCUUUCUCUUAUUAGAUUUUAGUAACCUCGUAGGAUAAGUAGUGCAUCGUUCGUAUCCAGGACAAUCGAAUCUCGUAAAAGCGAUGUGUCUGCGUGAAGAAUCAUUGUUCUGUUUCAUGAGUGGUGAUUUCAAGCACCAGACUUUGGCCUCAUCCCAGUCAUCAUAUACCGGAAAACCUCAUCAAGCGGAAGAGCAGGUGAAGCCGAAGCACUGGGCACAUGAUCCCUUCCUCCCGCGAUAUCAAACUCAACACCACCAGCCCCUGGUCUCGUAUGCACACCCACAAUCUCCA
Talaromyces stipitatus ATCC 10500 is the source of this 1236-nucleotide messenger RNA. Its product is annotated as monosaccharide-P-dolichol utilization protein, putative. The record is from RefSeq and is a predicted model, not a curated record. NCBI's taxonomy places the organism in Eukaryota, Fungi, Ascomycota, Eurotiomycetes, Eurotiales, Trichocomaceae. The coding region runs from base 1 to 903 and encodes 300 amino acids. The transcript has 2 exons.